Orbicella faveolata is the source of this 2682-nucleotide messenger RNA. RefSeq names its product tyrosine-protein phosphatase non-receptor type 21-like. Gene Ontology annotation, biological process: protein dephosphorylation. The record is from RefSeq and is a predicted model, not a curated record. Gene Ontology annotation, molecular function: protein tyrosine phosphatase activity. Lineage: Eukaryota; Metazoa; Cnidaria; Anthozoa; Scleractinia; Merulinidae. Gene Ontology annotation, cellular component: cytoskeleton.
AGAUAACACUGAUCCACAGAUUAAAAUAAUCGGCUCCGAAGGCAAUGGUGCGUUGUCAGAAAAGUAUGGUGCAUUGGAACUCACGCUAGUAGGAAAAUUCUUAACAGUGGACAUGCAUAAUGAGCUAAACAAGCUACCGGUACCAACAAAAAUAAUUAGCAGGCGCCGAAAAUGUGAAAGCAAAAUCUGAGCAAUUUGAUAUCAAUGUUUGACCACCUUACGUUAUUUCAGUUACCUUGAGACUGAGAGAAAAUCGGAGUUCUUUUUCCGAGUAUGCCUAUGUCACUGACAGAGAAUCAUUUUGUUACGGUUUUUUUUAUGGGAGUGAUAGUGGACAAAAAGUCAUACUGUUUAAUAGCAAACACAUCCUGAUCGAGGACAGGCUGAUUUUUCUGAAAAGCUGGUUCAAAGCGGUAAUAGUACUAUCCUGGAUACUAUCCUGUUCUGCCAAGAAUUCAAACAAAGCUAUAACAAGACGUUUCUGCAGUUUCGACGUAUCAAGCAGGGCGAUUGAAAGUUGGUAUCGGAUUUUUCUUCCUAGUUCUUUUACCUGGUCUUGGCCAACACAAGGUGUACAUGAAGCAUUCAUGUUCGCCGCUUUGCAAAAAGCCAAAUCAGAGUUUCAAGAACUAGUGCAGUGGGCAUCCGUUUUUAUUUUGUUCUUAAAAAAAUAAAUUAGAAUAAAAACACCUGCCCAAUGCACUCUGAUUUGGCGUAUUGUUGCCGGUUACUCCUUUUCUGUAAUUAUUCUUCUAGAGUUUAUACUUGCUUCGGUGUUGCUCGUGCGAUAUUGAAAUUGGCCAUUACAAAAAUAUUUUCAGAUUCUACAUAAUAGAAGGAGCAGUUCAAGUCAUCUUUCAUUUUGAGGUUAAACUGAAAAUUGUUGUUGAAAUUCUUUGGUGUAGAAAUUUAAGUUGAAACUAUUAAAGUUUGAUGCUUUUUGUGCAUUUUUGAGGUUAACAACAAUUGUAGAUUCCCAAUCGUUCAUCCAUUUUUAUUGACUCUGAGUCUGAGCCAUAGAUUUUACCCUCCAUGCGAGGAUUAGACAAAAUGAUGUAAUCACCAUGGAAUUAGAGUAGGUCUUGUUAAAAUUCUAACGUGGUGCUGACAGGCUCUUGGGACUAAAACAAAUGAAAUCAUAUUGAGGUGAAGGAAUGAAGUAAUAAUUCUUUGGGUUUAGUCCCCUUAGGCCUUCUCACCUGGUCCCCAUUUUUAAGAUAAUUUUGAAUUCCAUUGCUUUUUAUCUUGCAUUGAAUUGCAUUUGUGCACUGUGGUUCCCUUGCAGCUGGACGUGGGCGCUCGAACGUAUCAUUACAUUGCGGCCCAAGGCCCUAUGGAGAACACUGUUUCUGAUUUCUGGCAGAUGGUGUGGGAACAGAAUGUUAGAAUAAUAGUGGCGGCAACAGACGACAAGAUAAACAGUAAGGGCGCCUGCUAUCCUUACUGGCCAGAGGACUUGUACGGGAGCAGAAAAACAUUCAAUUCAUUCGAUGUGGAAACUGUGUCAAUCCGAAACACAUCUUCUUAUAAGGUGCGCAAGCUAUCCUUAAAACAGGCUUCCACAAAUCAAACGAGAAUCAUUCAUCAUUUGCACUUCACGGAGUGGCCUGAUCAUGGCGUGCCACAGGACCCUAAACACUUUCUUGAAUUCCUUGAUGAGUUAGAGUCUGUGAGGCAGAAGGUCAGCUUGAGCCAGGUUCAUGCGCAGGAGGUCCAACCGGUGGCGGUUCACUGCACGGCUGGUGUAGGGAGGACUGGGGUCAUUAUACUUACUGACCUUAUGAUCGCCUGUUUACAGAGUAAUCAGCGAGUAAAUAUCCUCAAGUCACUGAUUCGUCUCCGAUGCCAGAGAAUGCUGUUAGUAGCAAACUUCGGCCAAUAUCGCUUUGUAUAUACCACCCUCAUACACUUCCUCAAAAAUAGCAGGCUCAUAUAAAAAUAUCAAGCUAAAUGCCAUUAGCGUUAGAGCUGCAUUGAGGAGCCAAGCCCACUGACAGGAUUAACCUCAUGGUACAGCACAAUGAACUGCCCAACGCCACACCAGCUUCUUGAACACAAGUGACAGCAAGCAAGUCUUGUUGAAAUUCUGUCCUGCGUUGCUUGCGAAUGGUUGUAUGUUCGUUUAUGAAUUAAGCAGUAAAUGACACCUUUUUAAUGUCGCUGUUAUUGUAAAAAGACUUAAGAGUAAAAACUCGUGAAAUUUCUCAGUUUGUAUGGUCUUCUUACAGAAUAUAUUAUAUUACGACUGCUUGUUUCAAGUCAAUUUGCUCGUAUACAUUUAUGUACGUAAAGUGUAUUUUAAAAGUACUAUUUUAAUACAAAGUUUAAAACAAACGGAGACAUUUUUAUGACAUGAAUUGACUCUAUUGUAUCAUAUCUUUGAAUACUAUGCAUUUUUCUUCAUAUACUGUUUACAUGCAGUGGGUUCAUUCUUAACUUUUUAAAAAGAUUGCGCUACUCGACAGAUUGAUAAUUAUGUAAUGUACAGUCAGAAAACAGUGUGAAGCGUGAGUGUUCUCUCAGGCUCAAUGGAAACUUGAGUAAUUCAAGAAAUGUUUUAGCUAAUAAAUGAUAUCAAGUGUGCAAACAGAUUAAUAUAAUUAACUGGAUGUUUUUUAACAUGGAGUGUAUCUAACUUUUGUAAAGAGUGUUUAUUAAAACAUACAGUACCUUUCUUUUUCA